GGGGGGGGGGGGAUCGUUUGAGCGCCCCUGCCCUCCGCAUCCAGCCGCUCCACAGCUCUGUUGCGCCACUUUCACCAUGGCUUUAGUCGCAAGAAGGACGCUCAUUGCGCUAUUCGUCACGUUUUGCGCUUCUCGAUGCGGAUGGGCAGACAAGCCUCUACGGCCUCAAAAUGGGAAACAGACAGCUGUGAACAAGGUCUUAAGGGAGACCUGGCAGCCUUCGAUCCAUCUGGACGGAAGACCCGUGGACGGCUUCGCCAUGAGCUCCAGCAAACCCACCCGUUCCCACCGCUUCACGAAAGUGAGCAAGGACAGCCGCUCGCAUCUACUGGAGGACGUUGAUCCAGAAUUAAUUAAACUGGAUGGCUUUGCUGUGUUGGUAAAUACACCCGUCAGCAACACAUCAGCAGGGUUGUUGAAGUCCUCUCAAACCACAGCCAGAAAUCGCUCUAGUGCAUGGAGAACAAGGAGGGUGGACAGAACAGCUCACCCUGCUGGUGCGACCUUCACCAGGACUCACAGGAGAGCACCACAGUCCUCAUCUGGUCCUAGGCAGCCGGAGAGAGCUGUGGAAGGAGCUCCGCCUCUAGAGAGAAGACGUCAACACCAAACCAAACCUCAGGCUGACCAGAGAAACCGAUACACACCAAAAAUCUCGUCUGAGUCCGUUCAUGUGGUGUCACUGCAGGCACAGAAGGCCCAGGGCCAGAGCGCACCCUCCAACCGAGCAGUCACCACCAAAACCCAAAUCCCAGAGCCACCUGAAUACGAAGCCCGGGACAUCAGUGUCAGGGUCAUGUCUCCAAAGUCUGUCCUGAUCUCCUGGGUUGACCCUGCUGUUGAGAUGGGAAAGGUUGACCCAGGGACAUCCAGAUCAUACACAGUUAAGUUCAGGGAAAAAGGCGAAUCAGCACGCUGGGAGUACAAAGAAAGCACCCAGAGGAGAAUGAUGAUCGACACCCUGUCUGCUGACGGCAUGUACGAGUUCUCCAUCAGAAUUUCUCAGGGAGAAAAACACAGCAAGUGGAGCGUCUCAGUAUUUCAGAGGACUCCUGAGUCGGCACCAUCUGGACCACCUGAAAAUUUCGAGGUCAAGCCAUUACGAGGAAAGGGAACUGCUGUCACUGCAACUUGGGAUCCUCCAGAGGAACCAAAUGGCCGAAUAAGAGAAUACAUCUUGUCUUAUGCCCCUGCUAUGAGACCAUUUGGAAUGAAAAGUGUCACAUACCGUGGCAGCACCACUACAGCCACCAUAGAUGGCCUAACCCAAGGAGAACGUUAUAUUUUCAAAAUAAGAGCCACUAACAGGAGAGGGAUGGGACCACAAAGCAAGGCAUUCAGCGUUGCCAUGCCACAAGCCAACAGAGCUGCCUCUUCCUUUUCAAAGUCCAAGGACACCCAGAGGACCAGCCACCCUUCUUCCAAGCAAGAUACUGAUAAUCCCAACUUUCAGUCAAAAGAAAAACCAGAGGAACCAACCACAACCCCUAAGUCACACCACGCUUCAGAUGCCAGCAGGCGUGCACGUCCACUUUCACAGACACGUUCCUAUCACAGCAUCUUCUCUUCUGUCCGAGGCUCAGUCAGGAAUGGAGUGAACAGAGUCUCAACCAGACCAAGAGCAAAAGAAGACGAAGAACAGGAACAUGACAAAGUACCUACAACCCCACCUCCUGCAGAAGAGACAACCACAAUGGAAGUUGUACCAGAGCCGGAACAACUUGACAAUGAUGUCUCCCUUUUAUCCGAGGAUGAAGUUGAUUUUAUUAAAGAACCAUUGAGCACUGAAACCCCCAGCCUUAAAGUUUUCACACCCUCCCCAACCAAACCUGUGCUUCAAAGUCCUAAACGGCCAAACAGAAGGCCAGUAAAGAUCAGGGUCCAUCAAAAAGCUGGAUCCAAGGAUACUUCCUCUUCAUCCUCAUCAUCCCCGUCCACCACCUCAUCAUUCUCUUCCUCACAUACUCAAGAUGUAUCAGUGAGUAGAAAGGACCAUGUAGACGUUACAUAUCCCGAAACACGAAACAUCUACAAUCAGUCCAGCACAACACUAGUUAAAUCAUCUUCUACGGGUCAAAAAGACAUCAGUUCACAUAAGACAGGCGCUACACCGGUAGGUACAAGCUCAUCUUCAGCAGAAAGUAGCAGUAGUUCUGGUUCUAAAUAUGGUUUUGGCCGGAGGCAACCUGGAAUUUUGUUUAGAGGGAAUUUCACUCGAUUGCUUAAUGGCCUCAAACCGACUGUGAACACACAGUUUAAACCAAUCAGAACCCAAAGCCAAGUCACACUAAACACACUUAGUUCAGCCAAAUCUCAGUCCACCCUACCAGAAAGAACACAACACCGUGAAACAUCAGAUGGUUUAGAUCCAACAAGGUCACCUUCAAGAAGUUCUUUAGACAGUCAUGCAACAUCCGAUUCAAAUGAUUCAGACCAAUCACUGUCUGGGUCUCAUGGUACAAAAACGUCACUAGAUACUUCAUCUACUUCAUCUACUUCACAGAGCAGUACAAGCCACCGAUCGACUGUAGACACACAAGGUGCCUCUGAAUCAGCUCCACAAAGAACAUCUCACAGCUCAGCAACGUUACAUACCGCACAGAGCUCACAUGCAUCACUGGACGGAAGGGCAUCGUUCAGGGAGGGUAAUGGAGACAUGAUAUAUAAACAUGUAGAACACACAGAACCCAAACGUGAAGAGCAAAUUCUAAAUUCUAAAGCCCACGUCAAAGAGGAAGAUGAGGACAAAAGAAAAGUUGAAACCACUAAUAGAAAAACUAUAUCUUCUCGUACUAGAAUAAGCUCUUCGUUUGCUGAAAAAUUUCCCUGGCUGGCAAGUCGUUACCCGGGUAAAUUUAGCACGAGCACAAGGACAUCAACUACAAGGCAGAAUGGGAGGACCCCUUGGACCAAUAGGGUUUCAUCAUCUGUUGGGGCUGGUAGACCACUUUUGGUAGGGGCACCCACAAAAGUCCCAGGAGCUGCAGGUACUUCAGGAGUAUCUUUAAAGCAAGAAACCAAAGAAGACCUGAGGACUUCAUCCAAAUAUGACUCAUCGAAAAAUAGCGUUGGAGUGAGUACAGUUAUGCCUGCUUUAAACAAUCCAAGUACAGACACUAGUGACGCUAGGAAUCCUCCUACUUUUUCAUCUUCUGCAACUUCUACAUCUUUCAAGUCUGGCUCCAACCCACUUAGAGAACCUACUGGUGAUCCCAUCCACAAAGAAAUCUCAAAUAGUGGUGAUCAUAAUAAGGAAAAUCUCAGCACAAGGGUUAGAGAAGGGAAUGGAAAAAUUCCAGAUCACAAAGCAGCCCACACAAACUUUACAUCUACUUUAGUUGUCCACAGGAAUGGAGAUGAUGAGAAAGUGGACACAAGAGACAUUUCAUCCAGGACUUCUACAGGAGUCAAUUCAAGUCAGCGCCGCUUUGGCGUUGGGAUGAAUGGAAGGGUGCGCUCUUCCCUUCUCACCAACAGACAGUUUGGUGGCUCGAGGCUUCCUGUCAGACAGGUGCAGAACUCUCGACUGGGUGGUGCAACGUCAUCCUCCUUUGAUUCCUCUUCUUCUGUAAAUGUUCCCAAGCCAGUUUUAAACUCAGAGCAGGAUGCAAGUAGUAAUUCUAAAGCAACAAGGACAUGGGGUGGUAACUCCCAUGCAGCAUCAUCUACAUCUAGAGAUAGUUUGAGAACUCAAGGGACUAGGUCACGAUAUCCCAUCAUUAGAGGGAAACCAAACAACGGCGGAGGAUUCAAACCGAGCAACGGAAACGCUGGUAAAAUUGGACAGUCCAAUUUAACUGACAAAGAGACUACUUCGUCUCGUGGAACUAGCAAGGCCUCUGGGCAGAAGUUCAUCACUGGGCCUGACGGAUCCAAAUGGGUGAUCGACUUGGAGCGAGGAAUCCUCAUGAACCAGGAUGGGAAAGUUCUCCAAGACUCCCAAGGCAAGCCCAAGAGAGUGGUCCUCGGAGAAGAUGGACGCACCAUUUUUGACCACAUGGGUAGUCCCCUAGUAAGUCAGGAGGGCAUCGCUCUGUUUGGCCAUGGCAGAGAUAGUCAACCUGUGAUCAACCCAAAAGACAAGUUUCUCACAGUUGGGGGUAAACCUGUUCUUGGUUUGGACUUGCUUCGGCCAAGAACCUCCGUUGUUACCACCACAAAGGCUCCUACUACCACUGUUGAACCAACAACCAUUGAAUGGACAACGGAGGAGUUUACCACAGGGCUGCCGUACCCAACCUGUCCAUCCGGAACCUUCUCCAAAACAGAUGAAUACGGAUAUCCAAUUCUUGACCCAGAGGGAAUUCUGGACUGUUAUCCAGAAGAAGAAUCCUCAGGAAUGGAAAUGGACCACAUGCCUACAGUGUCGAUGGUGCCUGAUGCUUUAGCUCUUGAGAAAGAAGAAAUGUUUGUACAUACCACCUUGUUACCAACUACCACCACAACCACCACCACGACUACUUCUACCACCACAACGGUCCCAACUCCAGAGCCUCACAACCAAUCACCCAACAGAGGUCCGUCAUCCGAGUUUGAUCUCAGUGGGAAGAAGCGCUUCACAGCUCCGUAUGUGAACUACAUCCAGAAGGAUCCAGGUGCGCCCUGCUCCUUAACGGAGGCACUGGAGUUCCUUCAAGUUGACAUCCUGGGAGACGUCAUAGAAAAGGACAGCAUGGCUUUAAAUCAGAAUCAGCCUCCCAAAAACAAACCUCAAAACCUCACUGUGGUCGCCAUGGAGGGUUGCCACUCCUUCAUCAUUCUGGACUGGGCCCGGCCUCUGAAAGAUGAUAUGGUGUCAGGCUACAUGGUCCAUAGUGCAUCAUAUGAUGAUGUCCUUAACAACAGGUGGUCCACCAGAGCUUCCAGUGGGACACAUCUGCCUGUGGAGAAUCUCAAACCCAAUUCCAGGUACUACUUCAAAGUUCAGGCCAAGAAUGUGUUUGGUUUGGGACCGUUCAGUGAGACACUCACCUAUGUAACUGAGUCAGAUGAUCCGUUCCUUAUUGAAAGGCCACCUGGUGGAGAACCAAUCUGGAUCCCGUUCACCUUCAAGUACAACCCGAUCCACAGCAGCUGUAAAGGCAGCCAGUAUGUGAAGCGGACCUGGUACAGGAAGUUUGUGGGAGUCGUUCUGUGUAAUUCGCUACGCUAUAAGAUCUUUAUGGGAGACGGUCUGAGAGAACCCUUUUACAGUAUAGGUGAUUCACUCGGUCAGGGUGAAGACCACUGCCAGUUCGUGGACUCCUACAGGGAUGGAAGAACCGGCCCGGUUGACUUUUCGAAUAAUCUCCCCUCAGCACAGGGAUAUUACCGUGCUUACAGACAGGAGCCCGUUACAUUUGGAGUUGUUGGUCGACGUACAGCCUAUCCCUUUGUAGGCUGGUAUGAAUGUGGAGUACCCAUCCCUGGGAAGUGGUAACUUGGAAGGGAACAGCUCCGCUUCCUGCUGCAGGCUCUCACCUGUUAGUUUCCUUUUAAAAACAGACUUUUGCCAGCAAGCACAAAAAGACACCACUACAACUUUAUUACAGCUUUACACAAAGAGAACAUAGUACUUUUUAACAGCUAAAUGUAUAAUUAUGAUGCACUUUUUAUAUAAAGCAUUCUGUAUAUGAGGGGAACAAAAAGAAGCUUGUAUGCUUUUGCUUUGCUUAGGUGUCCUUAUAUUAUUUCCAGAGUCAGGUCCUUACCCAGUGUUAUUUAUCUCAUCAGUAAUGGACACACAUUCGAUCGGUCCAGUCACACUGGACCAACGUACAAGCUGUAAAGCAAACUGUACAAAUAAGUGCUUAAGAUGUGUAUAGCUCUGUUCUUGUUUCACUUGUAUAACAGCUCUUGACAGCUACUUGUUUGUCUACUUGUGUUCUGAUAUGAUAAACAUUUAUUUUGUUUGUUUUAAUGUCUUCCAGAGUUCAUUCAAAGUUAAUGUGUGAGGGUUUUUAUGUAUGCGAACAAAAAUAGAAUACCAAAUAUUUGCUCAGGAAAUAUGAAUAAAGGUGCUAUGAAAACAACA
Molecule: messenger RNA, 6013 nt
Organism: Nothobranchius furzeri (turquoise killifish)
Lineage: Eukaryota; Metazoa; Chordata; Actinopteri; Cyprinodontiformes; Nothobranchiidae
Source: RefSeq, a predicted model, not a curated record